AUGGCGUCCGACUUCCCCUACGUCAAAAAGAUGACUCCCAAGGAGGGCUACGUCUUCCCUUCCCACCGGCUACAGCGCACAUGCGACGCCGGUCGAGUGCCCCUCGUCCUGGUAGCUUGCGGGUCCUUUAUUGGAGGCUACCUCUCCCCCGUGUCCGACGCCUAUAAGAAGAAGGGUCUAGCACCCGCACAUCACCGAAUUCGAAUGUGCGAAAUCGCCGCCGAAAAUACCUCCAAAUGGCUCAUGGUUGAUCCCUGGGAGGCCGUGAGUCCGACUUAUAUUCCCACUGCCCGCGUCUUGGAUCAUUUCGACUACGAGAUCAAUCAUGUCAUGGGAGGCGUUGAGUGCUCUGACGGCACUCGUAAGCCAGCCAAAAUCGUCUUGCUGGCCGGCGCCGAUUUAAUCCAGACCAUUAGCACCCCGGACAUCUGGGAUGCCCAGGAUGUGGACCAUAUUCUGGGUAACUUUGGCGUCUUUGUCCUGGAACGAACAGGGACCGAACUUGACUCGGCUCUGGCGGCUCUGAAGCCUUGGGAGAAGAAUAUCCACGUCAUUCGACAGGUUGUGACAAACGACAUUUCAAGUACAAAAGUCCGACUUUUACUGAAGCGAGAUAUGAGUAUCGAUUAUUUAAUUCCGGACAAUGUCAUUAAUUAUAUUUACGAACAUAAUCUGUAUCGCGAGCUGGACCUUGCCGCUGGCAGCAAGGGGAAGGAGAAGGCAGAUGGGCGUUUUGUCUUGAAUCCUACUUUGCGUGGUGUGCCCAGUCAGUUACGAACUGAGGCGGAUAUUGGGAGGAGUCGUUUUUUCUCUCCUUGUUUUGUUGUUGUGCCGUGA
Molecule: messenger RNA, 837 nt
Organism: Metarhizium acridum CQMa 102
Lineage: Eukaryota; Fungi; Ascomycota; Sordariomycetes; Hypocreales; Clavicipitaceae
Source: RefSeq, a predicted model, not a curated record